GUCACCUCUCUUUCUUUCCCUCUCUCUCUCUCUCUCUCUCUCUCUCUCUCUCUCUCUCUAUCUCUCUCUCUCUCUCCCUCCCUCCCUCCCUCUAUCUCUCCCUCUCCCUCUCUCUCAGUGAGGGAAGCAGCAGUCAGACUCUCAGUCGUCAGGUUUUUUUCUCUCUCCUCUUCCUCAUCUUCUUUUGUUCUGUUGUAAUGACCCAUUUCAGGAGUGACUGCCACCGUGACAGACACGUCGGGAUGAACGGCGAGCUGAGAGACGGUCGCACCACAUCAGGGAAAAGAGGAAGCAGCGCCCUCGACAGGGUGUUAGACUUCCAGCGUGUCCCCUCCUCGACCGCGGUGGAUCCCAGUCCUGUCAAACGGCCCCGCCCUUCCUCCUCCUCCUCCUCCUCCUCCUCUUCCUCUGCCGCAGCUCUGAGGAUGAAGAGCAACAGAGUUGCCAGCAGGAGCAACAACACACGAUCCUCCUCCGACAGCAAAUUGAAGAUGGCGGAGCUACUUGCCAUAAAGAGGGAGCUGACUGUUAUCAAGGUUCAGAUCGACGGCCUUUUGGACUGUGUGGACAAGAUGGACAGACAGAGGAAGGACUGCUCAGAGUGUCCUCAGGGCAGAGAGCUCAGUGUGUCGGACUCUCCUCACCGAGGUUCUGUCAGCAGUCUGGAGAGAGAAAGUCCUGAACCAGGAGAGGCCAGCGAGGAUGAGCCACUGCACUACCAGCCCUACUACCCCCACAGCUACCCCCACAGGAUAAAGCAGCAUCGCUCUGAUCUGGAGGACGAUCUGUGAUUCUGCAGCUCAGAUCCCUCCAGAAACAGGAGCUGGGAUCGGUAACAGCUGGGAUGGAAUAUGCUCCGAGGAGGCGUUGGCAUCAUCAUGAAGUGCAUUGGACUGACUCUCGUCCAGCCCUGAAUCCGUCUCUCUCUUCUGUCCGUCACUGUCAGUUAUAGAUUUCUGUUCUGCUGCACCAUUACCACUUCUGAUGACAUAAUCCCCAACGUGUCCCUCGUACAUCACUGACUCUGGUGCUCCAUGACUCACAUAAUGACACAUGGGACAAUACAGCUAAACGUCUGUGAUUUUAUAAAGCACCACAUCGUUACAGUUUUUAAAAGAUC
This is a messenger RNA of Sander lucioperca (pikeperch), 1120 nucleotides long. RefSeq lists its product as uncharacterized. The transcript is spliced from 7 exons. Lineage: Eukaryota; Metazoa; Chordata; Actinopteri; Perciformes; Percidae. Bases 198 to 791 code for a protein of 197 amino acids. The record is from RefSeq and is a predicted model, not a curated record.